Porites evermanni is the source of this 4559-nucleotide messenger RNA. NCBI's taxonomy places the organism in Eukaryota, Metazoa, Cnidaria, Anthozoa, Scleractinia, Poritidae. The record is from the annotation of a GenBank genome assembly.
ACUGAUCUCCACAUUAUACUGAGAGACCUAUUUUAUGCUCAGAAUAGUUUGUGUCAUAAUGAAAUUCAAUUCAAUUCAAAGACUGUGUUUGAAGCUAUUUUACCGCGGACUCUUCAUCGAGGGAGACACAAAAUGACACGCAUUUCGUUUUUCACCUCGUUAAUUUCCCUGGUAAACAUCCUAAACGGUUCAAAAAAUUUCCUAUCGUUUCCAGACUUCAAAUUGCGUAAUUACGCAGAAAAAAUUGUCGGGGGAAGACUCAAUGGAAGCACUGUCAAACAGCUGAAUGUGUCAUCAGAAAUGUCUUGCCAAAUUGAAUGUGUGGCAGAUAAGCGUUGUUUAUCGUACAACUUAAUUCCGAUUACAGGCAUGGAUGUAUUAAUCUGUGAGCUCAGUGACUCUGAUAGAUUUGUUGGGUAUCAGAAUUUUACAAGACAAGUUGGGGGCAUCUACAGAGGAUUAGAGGUAAAAAUAACCGAGAAUCUAAAUUCAAUGUUUAAUAAAUUCUUUCGGGUUUAGAUCUAAUUUUAAUAAGGUAUGCUGGUAGUGAAUCAAAUUCUUGUAAUAUACAACGAAAAACAGUGAAUUAUUGCGAGGCGUUAUAAAGCUCUCUUUAAGGUGGCAUAUUACAUUAUCGCACCUAUAUUAUUUUCGAUUUGUUAUAGCCUAUUCACAUAAAAAAGAAUUUUUCUUGUGCGCAAUAUUGUUAUAAUGGAAUACUUGCCAAUAAAUAUGUAGCUAUUUAUUUUUCAGAGUAUCUGUGAAAGAGAAUCACCGUGUACAAACGAUGAAGUGUGUAUUCCUGAUUAUGAAGAUGACGCUAAGCAUUCCUGCAAAUGUAUAGGUUGGUAAACAAACCAAAAAAUAAAUUAAUGCUUCGCCCCCUGCCGCCCCACAAAAACAAUCGUGACAUAUCAUGGUUCUUGUUUCGCAAACUGUGGUUUACCCUUAAAGACCUUAACUCAAAUGAUGAUCUCUGAGGAGCGAGAAAGUUCCUGUCAGUUCCAAGGCAAAAAUGUUUCCAGAACUCAGUUUAACGGGAUCAAUUUUAUGGAUUAACUGUUGCUCUGAAAGAAAAACCACAAAGAAAUCGGGAUUCGUUAUGUCUAAUGCUAACAAGUCGCCCCACGUAAGGUAAUGCAACGAAUUCUUGGAUUCUGGAUUUCUUAAGCUGUAUGCCGGACUCCACAAGAAAAAAUUCCCGGAUUCCGGGAUCCGAAUUAUGAUACAGGAGGCGAAACAAGUGUUCAGUUUUCCUUUUUGUUAGUCCAAUGACCACACAGCAGUUCAAUAAGUACACAACAGAUCAGUAACCACACCAGUAGUUCAAUCAGAUAGGGAUGUUUAUGGGUGGGGUAUCAUUGUUCUAAAACCCUGUCAUAUAAUCAUCAUCAUCUUCGUUUAAUUAUUUAUUUAUUUAUAUAUCACCUUCAUCAUAUUUAUUUAGUCAUUUAUUUAUUUAUGUCUUUAUUUGGCUUAGCCCAUGAUGUAAAUGGUUAACUAAAGCAGUGAUGUACAUUUUUUUAAUACAUAAUAGUUCGUGUAAUUUAAGUCCAUAUCUUCUUUGGAGUAAGAAAACCGAACUGAUGAGAAAAAGGCCUCACUUGGACACCAGGAUUAGUGUGACGUAAUUCCUUCAAGUUGCGCGCGAAAGUUCACGGCGGCUGCCAGUUAAUAUUUCAAGAAAUUGCGCAUGAUGUGAAAUGACGUAAGCCAUCGAGUGAAGAAAACAUAGUGCGGUCAUCCUACUGGUUUUUUUUUAUUCAAGUUGCAGUGAGUUAGACACAAUUCAAACUUUAUUUCUAACUCGUUUUGGAAAGAAAACUGUUGCUACCGUUCUGAGGCAUCGCCUGAAAUUUUUAUGAUCUCUUAUAUGCACAGACAUUAUCGUAUCGAAAGAUUUUUGAAAUAUGGACAGGAAACAAGCAGCGGCCUUUCAAGUUGGAAACAACCAAAAACGUUGGAAGUUCAGAACUUGCACAGUAAAAAAUGUUUUUUUUUAAACAUGGAUUGAUGGUAGUCGACUCAGGCACGUAGGGCCAGCUGUGGUACCACGGUUUGAAACGUGCGGAAAGAGAGUCAAAAAGAGUUUCAAAACCUUUUUCAACCAGCAUUAGCCCUUAGUCAGAGAGAAUCGUUCGCUUUGACUAGCCUGAGUAUCAGCAGGUGUUCCUAGGAAAAGGGGAAAGAGCUGGGAGAAGCGAAACGUGGAGACAGCGAAGGGAUAGAAAGAAAAAUCUCCUCUCUGCUAACCCCUAGGGCGGGCCUGAUACUCAAGCUACGCUCCGACGGUUGGCUAUAUAUUGUUCGAAAUGUCAGGUUUUCAAUCUGUUUACCAUGGUAAUUGACUGAUUAGUCGUCAAACUGCAUUUAAUCUGUAGUUUUCUUCAGUUGGAUCAACGUAUUGAAGCAAUGAUCUUUCCCGUUGCAAACUCUGAAGCAGAUUUUCGUGAAACAAGCCAUCUCACCUUAACUAUCCCUACCCUUUCUUACUUAAGGACUCAAACAAUGUUUUUCCAAUUCAGAAUGCCCAAGACAUUGUCAAGACCUUUACUUAAAGGGUUCUACGACUGAUGGAGUGUACUUGGUUUACCCUGACAACGGAGAAGCCGUUCAAGUGCUCUGCGACAUGACAACUGAGGGUGGUGGAUGGACAGUCUUUCAAAGACGAAUGGAUGGAUCAGUGGACUUCUACUUGAAAUGGGAAGACUACAGAGUGGGAUUUGGAAAUCUGAACGGGGAGUUCUGGUUAGGGAAUGAUAAUCUUCACCGUCUGACUGCAAAUGCUGAUAUGAUGCUCCGAGUUGAUUUGGAGGAUUACGAUGGUGUACGAAAAUAUGCCGAGUACACGACAUUCUCUGUAGCUAACACAGACGACAACUAUCGACUGACGAUUGACGGAUAUCAGGGCACCGCGGGUGAUUCGAUGGUCGUGUGUCCUAGGCCAGCUAGGUACGUAAUAGCAAAACGUUAAACAAUCACUGUAUUCAGAUAAAGCUAAUUAAAAUAAGGAAGAAUUAUGCAUAUCGAUGGGGGUGGUGGAUGGGGGGGGGGAAGGGAAAGAAAAAAUUAGGCAUAUCGAUAGGGGGGGGGGGGGGUGGGGGGGGGGGGGGGGGGGGGGAAAAGGAUAGGAAAAAUGACGCAGAUGGGUGGGGGGGGGGGUGGGUGUUAAUUCUGCCGAAACCGACUGAAGCGGAUAACACCCUCCUCGAUCUUCAUAACUUCUUUAUGUCACGAGAGGACCGUAUUUUAUCAGGAUUGUUCCAUUAUUCACUUAAAAUAUUUACAAGCUCAUAAAGUAUUAUUACCCUUGUGUAGACUAUUUCCUUCGAAACAUUUUCUAAAUACACGGUAUUUCAGUAUGCGAAAAGAUAUUUGUUUCGUUCCUUGCACUUGUUCAUUCGGAACAAGUCGACAUUGUUCGAUUGGCUAUUUGUAUUUUCAUGCAAGUCUUUUCUUCUUUCGUUCUCGCUAGGCGUUCGAAGCCUUUCAGACAUUUUGUCAAAUUUUGCACUGUCAAAGCAACUGAGCCAGCGCGCCGCUGUCUUUGCUUGACCUUCUAUAAUAUUUAGUAGUUAUUGAAUAAGGUUUGAGUAUGAUCUGAAGAGAGAGAUGGAGAUCGAGAAGGGUUGGGCCUAAGGGGAUAACGCCCUCUUAGAUCUGCAUAAUUCUUCAGUUCUUACGAAAGCCGAAUCCAAUAGUUUUUGUAUUUAUUCAAAAUAACUCCUAGUUUAAGAAAGCUAAAACAUGCUGGAUCGACGUUAAGUUUAGGUCUUCAUUUGACUGUUUCUUUGAGAGAGAUGUUUACUCUUUGCAGAUAAUACAGCAGAUGUCAUCCGUCGAGAUGUAUUCUUGCUGUUCUUGCUAUGUUUUUCGGCAGUAGUUCGGCUAUUCUUCUUUACGAAAUAUGGGGAAUGUGAUUUCCCCAUUUUUUACUACUCUACCCAAACAACGCAACCUGGUCCCCGGGGUUCCUUGGUUGCAGUCCCUUUUCUAGCGAUUACCCUGUACUAUUGACGUCAUUUUUCGUAUAUCGAGAACUCCAAAUUUGGUCAACGCUAGCUGGUUAUGAAAAAUAGCGUUGAGAUUUGAGCCAAUCAGAAAUGGAAACAUAUUUUGAGUGAAUAAUAACUGCUAUUAUUGGCCGAUUGAAAUAAAUCUUGCAGAGUUGGUCAGCAUUAGCUAAUUACCAAAAAAUUAACGGAAGAAUUAUAAGCAAUUCAGAAACGGCAAAAUAUUUGAACGAACGAUAGUGUAUUAAUUGGGAAAAAUUUCCAAUAAGCUAUGAACUUGUUUAAAGUUGUAUCAAACUCCUUUCUUUAUUGUUUAGAAAUAUGAUGUUCACGACCCAAGAUCGAGACAACGAUGUUCAUGGCUCAAACAUUAACUGUGCAGUAAAGUAUACAGGAGCUUGGUGGUAUAACUACUGUCAUUGUGCAAAUCUAAAUGGUUUAUACCAGGGCGGUGGACAUGCACAAGGAGUCGUUUGGAGUUCUUGGAGAGGCUUCGAGUAUUCUUUAAAAAUAGCAGAGAUGAAAGUUCGACCCAAGACAGCGUAG